AUGAAAAAUUCUGCCCAAGAUUCAAAAACAAGGAGAAAUUCUGCCCAAGAUUCAAAAACAAGGAGAAAGCGUGAUGAUUCCGCUGCUAUGGGAUACAACAAGGAGGCUGAGGAUGAAUAUUAUCUGAAAAAGAUCCAGGAAUUAGUAAACAAAAAGAUGGAGUUGUUAGCAGUGCAACAAGAAAAAGACUCCAAGACAUUGAAGCCUCCCACUGCGAAGAAAAAAAUGAACAGUAAGCCAAAGGUGAGCACUCGGAGGUUGAAGAAUUUCAUCACGACUGUGAUGAAUGGCAAAGAUAUGACACUCGUCAUCAACAAAAAACUGUAUGAAAGCGAUCUUUUGGAAAGUCAGAACAGGUUGAGUAUGCCGAUGAAACAACUGAAAACGGAUGAGUUCUUGACAGAAAACGAGAAACAAGAUCUGGAGAAUGGAAAGGAGUUUGAGGUGGGAUUAUUGGGGCCAACAUUGCGAUUGCAUCAGAAACCAAUGGUGAUGAAGAUGUGGCGAUUGAAAAGCACAGGCAGACGCAGUUAUGUGUUGAAGACGAACUGGAAUGAGUUUGUGAAAGAGAACGAGAAGGAAAUGAAGCGACAUUCAAAGAUUCAGAUGGCGACAAACAGGUUUAAAAUUUCCCGCGAUCUUGGAUCAGUAACUGUUCGUUUUUUCAUCUUUGAUUUCGAUUCUUCAUCUGGUGGUUUGAGUUCGAGCAAGUUUAAUGUUUUGGGUGAGAUCUGGAAACGAAAUCGUUUUCUCCAUCCUCGAUUUCGUCUUUCUCAAUGGGGCAGCAGCACUGCAACAGAUUUUGAAAUGGAAGUGAUGAUGCCUGCUGAUGUUUUCUAA
This is a messenger RNA of Lactuca virosa, 840 nucleotides long. Lineage: Eukaryota; Viridiplantae; Streptophyta; Magnoliopsida; Asterales; Asteraceae. The record is from the annotation of a GenBank genome assembly.